AUUAGAAUUGUCUGUCUGUGUGUGGGGUGCUAUACCCUGUGCCCUCGCCACAUAAUUACAGCUAUCUGAAUGCCUUUGAAUGCGCGUUGGCCCUUCAGCAAGGAGAAAUCAAACCUAAAAGAUUCCAUUAUAUAAUGCAGCAUGUAUUAGCAGGCAGGCUGCACGGAGACUGUACGAGGAUAUAACUCACACCUCCUAUGGCAACCAAGAAAAACAAAGGGAAGGAAGGAAAGAAAGAGGAGGAUGAGCUCUUUUAGUUUUGUCUGUGACUCUUUGUUUGCAUCAUAAAGUUCAGCAAGUGGUUUCAGACCAGCAUGAGCUGGUGAGAGGAGGAGUAAGGCCAGAGAGACGCACAGAUGAACAAAGUGGAUACAGUUUUUCCACCAAAGCCUUUAAGGAAUCUCACUGUGCCUUGUACUGAACACAGCACAGACAACAGAGCUGUAAACCUGAAGGACCACACAGUAAACAAGAGCGCUCUGGAAGUUGACUCUGAGCGGAAUUGCCAUUGAUCCCAGAAAACAAUUCCACUUCCCCUCUCGUUGCCGAAGAAUUCUUCCCAGCAAAAAAUAGAGCACCAGGGAUGUAAGAAGAAAGGGGGAGCGGGGGGGGGGAGAAAGAGGAGUAGGAGGAGGAGAGACAGAAGGGAGGGCCAUGAAGGGAAACACUCUCUCAUGAUGCCCCUGCUUUUCUUCUCAUGCCCCCCUGUGUAGACUCACAGUUUGGUGUUGGGACGACACGAGGCUCAGACGCCAUCCACGAGAACGCCAGCUCCCACUGAUGUUCACAGAAAGAAGAAAAGUAGUCCCACCGUCGUGCUGAGCCUGUGGUCGUCUGCUCAUCUUUGCAUCCACUGAGUUAAAGGAAGACCUGUCUCACCGGGGGCACUGAUAAGGAGCCUCUGCUCGAUUAGAAAUAUUCUUACAAACCACAGGAGGAAAAGCAGUUUCUCCACCUUUUCACCUGUACUGCACCCACCCUCCAGUCUUUGUGUCUCAGGUGUGCGCUUGGCCUGUGAGCAGUGAUGGGGGACUGGAGUCUCCUGGGGAAUUUCCUAGAGGAGGUCCAGGAACACUCCACUUCGGUCGGGAAGGUCUGGCUCACCGUCCUCUUCAUCUUUCGCAUUCUGGUGCUGGGCACAGCAGCUGAGUCUUCCUGGGGCGACGAGCAGAGCGAUUUCCUGUGUGACACUCAGCAGCCUGGUUGCACCAACGUGUGUUAUGACAGCGCUUUCCCAAUUGCCCACAUCCGCUACUGGGUGCUGCAGAUUGUUUUUGUCUCCACGCCGUCUCUCAUCUACAUGGGCCACGCCAUGCAUACGGUACGCAGGGAGGAGAAGCAGCGGAAGAAGGAGCAGGAAGAGAGGGAGGCAAGAGGGGAAGGCGGAGGAGACCUGGACGGGGAAAAGGAGUACCUCCAGCAGAAGGAGAAGGAAAGAGCAAUGACAUCUGAAGGGACUGGUCGUGUUCGCCUGAAAGGAGCGCUGCUGCAGACUUACAUGCUGAGCAUCAUCAUUCGCACAGUGAUGGAGGUGGCAUUUAUUGUGGUGCAGUACCUGAUCUAUGGAGUGUUUCUCAAGGCGUUGUACCUGUGCAAGGCCUGGCCCUGCCCUAACCCUGUCAACUGCUACAUGUCCCGGCCCACAGAGAAGAACGUUUUCAUCAUCUUCAUGCUGGUGGUGGCUGGUGUUUCUCUGCUGCUUUCUGUGCUGGAGCUCUACCACCUUGCUUGGAAGAGCAUCAAGAGGUGUGUACGUAACAAGAUGAUACAGAGGAGCAACAACAGAGCUGUGACAGUGGCUGUGUCCGCAGCCCUGGAGCCAAACAGCCCACCUCGGCCCCCAGCCUCCUGCACCCCGCCCCCUGACUUCACCCAGUGCCUGGCAACCCCAAGCUCCAUGAAUCCCAUGACCUCAAUGGCCUCUCAUCCCUUCAACGACAGGAUGGCACUGCAGCAGAACUCAGUCAACUUUGCCACCGAGCGGCAUCACAGCUGCGACAACAUGGAGGAUGACGAAGACUUCCUGAGGAUGAGAUACGACCAAGCACCCACAGAGCUGCCCAAUAGCUACUCCCCAUCACCCCUGCUGCACUCCAGCUGCGUGAGGGACAAACGCCGCCUAAGCAAGACCAGUGGGACCAGCAGCCGGGCUCGCCAAGACGACCUGGCAGUAUAGACUCACAACCAGAAAGAGUGGCUGACAGGGGGGAGAGGAGGUGGAGAGGCUGGAUGUUCAGAGCCGAAGAGGAGGGAGAGAAAGAUCAGUCAAAGACAUCAAGACAAAGAAGAAUCUGAGAGAAGUGGUCAGGUUUAUUAUGCAAACUAUGGUGUCGAAACCUGACAUUUGGCUUUAGAGGACGGAUCGAAAGUUCAUGUUAGAAAAAGACACUGAGGUCUGUGAGUGGAAUAAGCAAACUUGAUACAUAUGAGCUCUGUGAGCAGAUAGUGUUUGUGAACUAAUCUGUCCCAGAGCUUGAAAAACUGACAACCAAACUGCAAAAGAAAAAUAAUUUUGAGAGAACAGGGUAACAGGUGUGAUGCCUAAUUAUUGCACAUUUUAUGUUUAAGUUGAACAGUUAAAGCCAAAAACUAAGAGAGAUAAAGAGAACGAUGUGAUGCUCAACGCUUGUAUGAGAUGACUGUGAAUCAUUUCAUUAUCCUGCUGCGAAUAAAUAAGAGAUGCAUAAUAUGCAAUAAACUGUUACACAAGCUGGCAUAUAAAUUGGAAAUGUGCAAAUGUUUUUAUGCAGCAUAUUUUCAGUGAAUCAAAUUCAAGUGCCUUAACAAGUGCGAAAAUACAUUUCUAUAACACGUUUUCUAUAUAUUCUGUGUUCCAAAAGCCAUGGAAAAAGACUGUAAAACUAAAGUAAGGCAUCUGCUGACUUGAUAGUCUGACUGCACUACGCCUGAAGGUCAGCAAACAUGUAAUGCAACUCGACUUAUCACUCUACAGUCUAAAACUGUGCGACUGAAACUGUAUUCAUUACUUAUAUAUUUGACAGCAGCCUUUGUGUACAGAAGUGAUGGGAGAAUCUCGCCUGUUUCGGGAUUUUAUUUUUGAGAGGGAUUCAAGGGAAAGGAAAAAGAUGUGGUCCUGCUUGGAUGCAGUCAUGAGGAGAUCCAGCCACUAGGUGGCAGCAUUGCACUUAACGUUUUUCACUUCCUCUCCUGGAGCCAUUGUGUAAAUAGUGAAUUUGUUCCAAUCUAAUAUAUGUUUCAGUUGAUGUUCUUGAAUGAAGUUUUUUUUCAUUUUCAGCAUUUCGUUUUUCUUCUGAGUAAUUUUACAUGUUGUGUGUGACAGCAGUUCCAGGGGUUUGAAGUUUAAUCCUUCAUAUUUCCCACAGCAAUAAUUUCAGUCUACUGUGCAUUCACUGCAGUCUCUGGUCCUUUCACAAAAAACAUUUAUGCAAUAAAUGUCAUCAUUAAUAAACCAUCAACUGUACA
This is a messenger RNA of Scatophagus argus, 3444 nucleotides long. RefSeq names its product gap junction alpha-5 protein-like. Gene Ontology annotation, biological process: cell communication. Gene Ontology annotation, cellular component: connexin complex. The record is from RefSeq and is a predicted model, not a curated record. The coding region runs from base 1025 to 2176 and encodes 383 amino acids. NCBI's taxonomy places the organism in Eukaryota, Metazoa, Chordata, Actinopteri, Scatophagidae. The transcript is spliced from 3 exons.